This is a messenger RNA of Varanus komodoensis (Komodo dragon), 5644 nucleotides long. RefSeq names its product guanine deaminase (gene GDA). The record is from RefSeq and is a predicted model, not a curated record. Gene Ontology annotation, cellular component: cytosol. The coding region runs from base 118 to 1470 and encodes 450 amino acids. Lineage: Eukaryota; Metazoa; Chordata; Lepidosauria; Squamata; Varanidae. The transcript has 14 exons. Gene Ontology annotation, biological process: guanine catabolic process. Gene Ontology annotation, molecular function: guanine deaminase activity; zinc ion binding.
GCGGGGAGCGCAGCGCCCUCCUCGCCCGGGAGCGCGAGAGCGGCGGCGGCGGCGGCGGCGGCAGAAGGCGCCGCGGUGACCUCCCGCUUCGCCCGGGCAGCCGCAGGAGCGCGCGCAAUGGGCUCCCCGCAGGCUGCGCCGCUCGCGCACGUCUUCAAGGGGACCUUUGCGCACUCGGACAGCUCCUCGCCGAUGGUGCUGCUGCAAGGCCACCUGUUGGGGGUCCAGGAGAGCGGGCAGAUUGCGUUUUUGGAACCAGCCGAAGAACAAGACAAUCUGGCAAAGAAGUGGGGGUUCAAAUCAUCUGAUAUCCGAGAGCUCAGUAAUUAUGAAUUCUUCAUGCCAGGUUUGAUUGAUGCUCACAUCCACGCUCCUCAGUAUUCCUUUGCAGGAAUACAACUAGAACUGCCUCUUUUGGAGUGGUUGAAGAGAUACACAUUCCCAACAGAGGCCAAAUACAAAGACAUUGAUUUUGCUGAAGAGGUGUACACUAGAGCUGUGAGGCGAACACUCAAGAAUGGCACAACUACCGCCUGCUACUUUGCAACAAUUCACACAGAUGCCUCUUUGCUUCUUGCUGAUAUUAUAGAUAAAUUUGGCCAGCGGGCAUUUGUGGGCAAGGUUUGUAUGGAUCUCAACGAGAGUCUUCAAGAGUACAAGGAGAGCACCACAGAAUCUGUUGAGGAAACUGAAAGGUUUGUUAGAGGAGUAUUGGAAAAGAAAUAUCCAAGGGUGCAUCCCAUAGUAACACCUCGCUUUGGACCAUCCUGUACAGAGGAAUUACUUAGUAAACUUGGUAACUUGGCCAAGAAUCACAAUAUUCAUGUGCAGAGCCACAUAAGUGAGAGUGAAGGGGAAAUCAAACUUGUAGAAAACAUGUUUCCUUCAUAUCAAAAUUAUACAGAGUUGUAUGAUAAAAAUAAACUUCUUACAAACAAGACCAUAAUGGCUCAUGGCUGCUAUCUUUCUGAUGAAGAGCUGGACGUGUUUAAUCUCAGAGGAGCUGCCAUUGUGCAUUGCCCUAAUUCAAACAUAUCAUUGUCUAGUGGACUUUUAAAUGCAAAAAAGGUUCUGAAGCAUGAUGUGAAGCUCGGCCUUGGCACAGAUGUUGCUGGUGGCUAUUCAGCUUCCAUGCUCGAUGCAAUCAGAAAGGCAAUUAUGGUUUCUAACAUUCUUAAUAUUAAUAAAGAGGAUGAAACAGCCUUAACUCUGAAGGAGGCCUUCCGACUAGCAACCCUUGGGGGGAGCCAAGCUCUAGGACUAGAUACUGUGACUGGAAACUUUGAGGUUGGCAAGGAAUUCGAUGCACUGCUUAUCAACACAAAAGCUUCUGACAGCCCUUUUGAUGUGUUUGCUUCUGACACCCCUGAGGAUCUUACCCAGAAAUUCCUGUAUUUGGGUGAUGACAGAAAUAUCGAAGAGGUUUAUGUGGCUGGCAAACUGGUGGUUCCCUUUUCAAGUUCUGUAUAAGAUUAGAGCCCCUUUCUGCAAAAUGCGCUGCUGGUAUCUCUAUAGCUUGGAAGAAGUGGGUGAAAAUGCGGUGCCUUGUUGUGAUGCCAUGCUCACGUUGUCUAUUAUGUGCCGGAUUUACACAGAAAUUUGGUAGCUCUCAUCAGAUACACACAACAAAUAUCAUGCCAAAAAUGUGUCCCAUUUGUAUGACCGAGAAGGAAAGAGGUCACAGUAUCUAAAGAAUAAAUUUUACUGUGGAAUGAGCCCCCGACACACAUAGGGGAAAAUGCAUUUGCUCUUUUGAGCUAUAUUUCUAGAACACUGAUGCUACAUUUUUAUCUGACAGCAUUUGUGGGAUGUAUAUAGGAUCUCACUGGAUAUGCUGAGGAUCUCACUGACUGAGAUCCAAAAGACUCCUGGACUGGCGUACUGGUCUGGUGUUUCCUCCACCCAUCUACUUCUCUUUUCCAUGGACAUGACAUGCCACUUCAGAGAGUUCUUCAAUCCCCAGACAUGAUUUGGGGCACAUGGGGGUGCACAAUAAAGAUGGCUGGAAAUGCAUCUUUGGAGCCUGGUCCCUAUUGAUAAAUGCUGCUUGUGCAAAGCAAAGCAAAGCAGAAUCGCUAACAAAUCCUAAACCUCUGGGUUUCAUCCCUGAAGAUGACAGGAACGGCUCAGGAAUAACUGGGCAGGGGUGCAUAAGAGGGGGAUAGGCCAGGGAAAACUGGGUACAGGUGCGAUUUUACCCCAGUUGUGUUCAGUAUUAAGAUCACAUUCUGCUGUCCUGCUUCCUUCUGCUAAGUACUACUAGAUGUUUGUGACUAUAAGUAUUUCCAUUGCUCUUGUGGGGCGAACAUUUGCGCACAUAGCCACUGCACAAUUGCCAAAUUGCUGCCAAUUUAACAACCUGUCACAUUCUAACCUAGGUCCAUACAUUUAGGCUGGUCUUAAUAUUAGCAGCUUGCCUCUGGCCACAUAUUUUAGUUAUCAGAUGAUCACGUUUUUGCUACCCCAGAGGAAUCUUUACGCCUUAGUCAUCAAAAACUCUUGUCCUUUUUCUUCUGUGUGAAAUGUGAAUACACACUUUACAGCCUGAGAGAACCAGUUGUGAGCAACUGUAUAACUGUUUGGUCUGCUUGGGUUUGUUGCCUUAAACAGGCGUGCAUUUAGAUGCACACAGUUUCAGAGGGUACUACAAGACUGCACUGGAAAAGUUCACCUGCCUUAUCCUAAUGCUACAGCUGCUCACCAUUUCAUUUUGCCUUUGCAAAUACAUCCCCCAGUGAAGAUUUUGCUCUCUACAGAGGUUUAAAUGCUUAUGUUCUUGGAUUCCGAUCCACAGAGGGAGCGGAGAGAGGGAGAUCUGGCUGCUUGGAAAUUGCAGGUGGGAAAAGGAUGCAAGCUGCUGCAUCUUGUUUCCAGAUGACCGUCUAGAAAUAGUUUUUCCCAUUUUUGUGAGCCAGGGGAUGCUGGUGCUGCAUUUGCAGGUAACAUUUAAUUUGGGUGUAUGAACAACGCUUUAGGAAACACACAAUGUGCGAACUGAUGCAGUUUGCCCUUGCCAGCUUAUUCUGAUGAGACCCCUAUUUCUUUGGAAGGCAAGGAUCAUGUUUCAUCCAAUGGCAAGAGAAAGAAAUCCACUUACCAUCCAAUUAAAACUGUGAAACAUACUUUUGGGGACCACUGUAUUUUAGAAUAAAAACUCCCUGUCAGUCCCUGCCUCAAGUAUUAUCGGCUCCCUUUCCAGCAGCAAAUGUUGGAAACUCCAACUGUAAUAUGGGUGUUUAGAUUAGGCAGAGGCCUCUUCAAGCAGGCCGAGGUCCAAUUCUCUCCCUCACCCCUUGGACUGCACACUUGCCAUGGUGGUUGUAGGGAAAGGAAAGAAAAGGAGCAUGAAAGUCAACUAAACUUAUCUUUAGUAAGCCUCCAAAGCCUUUCCAGAGGCUUACUAAGGACAAACUUUGCUUGAAAACAAGCUACAGUUGCCUGUAGUAAGCUUUCACCAGCGUUUAUGUACCAUUUUUACUUCUUUUACCUUGUUUUGAUGGCAGAGGAAACAGGGACAUUGCUGGAGGUGCUAGACAGCGCAUGUGGCCCCCCCACCCAUGCAUUGUCCCCCCUCCCCCAAGUUCGGAUGACCUCCCACUGUCCCUAAAUUGUGAAUGGGGAGCAGCUCCUCACAUUCCCCGCCAUUUUCAUUGUGUGGAAGUUUCAUACCGGAUGGGUUGUGUCAUUUCUGUCCUUGCUUCUGUUCUCCAUGUGUAUGCGAUUUAGAUAAAAAAGAGGAAAUAGAGCUUAUUGGGGUGUUAAAUGUUCAAAUGUGCACUUUGUGGAAACAAGCACUUUCUUUUUAAUUACAAAUCGAAUUGAUUUAAAUUCCUAAGCCUCGACUUCAUCUUAUGGUGCCACUUGUUAACCUUCUGUUUGAAGAUGCUAAUGAAACUGAGCAUAGCCUGUCUUUUGUGCAGUCACUGAAAUGAUUCCCGUGCGGCCAGCAGGACUCUGUGCUUCAGAACGUUGCCUUGGCCUAGUGUUCUUGUUGUGAGAUAUUGCAGACUGAUUGCUCGGUGAACCAAGGACAGGGGCUUCUCUCUAUUUCCUUAUCUCAAAUUCUUUUUUAGCCUAUAUAUAUUUUUUGCUGUAACAAAGAACAAAGCAAAAAUCAAAGUACUCUGCCCUGAAAGAGCUUGCACCUUGCAAGAGUGUUUGCACCAAAAAUGUGGAGCUCUUAUUUUGUAAAAACCAUCUAAAGGUGCAAUCCUAGGCAUUUUUAGACAGAGAAAAUUCCUAGAACUCCCAGCAGGGCUGGCUGGGGCAUGCUGGAAAUUGAAGGCCUUUUCUCUGUCUAAAGGUACACAGGAUUGCAUGCUAAAUCCUCAACAGAAAUGAAUGAAGGGUUGGUGUGAUGACCCAAACUCAGCAGCUUCGUAUUUGCUCAGGACCACAAAAUUCAGGUUUGCAUCAAGAUGCUGGGGUGUGCCUGGUUCUCACAUCAAGCCCAGAGACACUCCAUUCCUAUGUUCUUUAUUGUGACAUUUCUACCCAGAAUUGGAGGGUGUUGUGAGAGCAACAACCCCAGCUUGCAACUUAGAACUAACCAUGUGUUAUGAAUGUGGGUACUUUGCCUGCCUACUGGUUCCAGGUUCAAAACCAUGAUGACCCCAGGGAUGGCAUGAGCCGGUGUGGUUGGCAGCCAGUUUUCUCUUUCUUGUUUACCCAGGCAUUGCUUGCAAAUGAGGCCAGAUAAUUUGCAAGCCACAGUUCUGUUCUGUUUUGUUAUUUUCAUGCUAGCACUUUGUUUGGAAGAAGAGAGUAAUGUUUUUAUUAUUAUUAUAUUUGCUGAUAAGGAUUUGCAAUACUGAUGUUGUGCUGUGCAGUUACCUCCUCAUAUAUGUUGGUUUCUACCAUGAAGGAAAGUCAUGUAACCAACAUUACACCAGUUUGCCCAGUCUUUCCUGUCAUCAGGGCAUUUACCUAGCUUUGAAGUCAUUUUUUUAAAGACCCUGAAAUAUGCUAUCACUUUAACUUUGUAUCCAUUUAAAUGAAUGGUGUGUGGACAGCAGCUGUUCUAUUCGUACCACUCAUAAAUUUUGCAGCCUACUGGAACGUUUGUGAUGCUGGUUUUAUGUGAACUGUACUUGCGGAGGAGCAAAAGCCCUCUCGCUUUGACAUGGACUGGAUUCAGUGCUGCUGUGCUCUAAUCUCAUUUUGUGGAAAGACAAAUCUGAUUUUUGAAGAAAAUAUCUUCAAAUAACCUUGCCAGGUCUUUCAUCGCUUCUGAUUCCAUUCUUCAAGGAAAUACAUGCCUUUAGAAUAGUGAUUGUUACUCUGUGUUCUGACUGCUUUGUUGUCAGUUAUGCUAAAUGAGCACCGGUGUGCCAAUGUAACAAAAUAAAGGGCACAUGUUUACAUAAAUUAGCAUAUGACUUUUUUAAUGAAAAUCCGUAACACUGAUUGGUUCCAUGGAAGGAGGAAACAUUUCAGGGGUGAAUCGCUCCAGGUACCCCAAUGCCAUUUGUCUACAAAUUGGUGAAAUAAAGACUGACAUGUUGCACUUAAUAUGAAACCUGCAGCAAUGUCUCCCUCUUUAAUUAAUUACAGGUAUGGGGGGGGAGGGAAUGAGUCAUCCCUGAAAGGCCAUGUGCAGGGAAAACAAGGCUUAUAUCCUCUCUCCCCACUGCUCCUGCAACAA